Messenger RNA from Symbiodinium necroappetens, 2508 nucleotides. The record is from the annotation of a GenBank genome assembly. NCBI's taxonomy places the organism in Eukaryota, Dinophyceae, Suessiales, Symbiodiniaceae.
AUGGGCCUCCUGCGUGUCGCCUGCGCCGCCCGCGCCGCCACGAGGGCCUCGCUGCCGUUGAGCCUGACCCAGGCCAGCAUCAACAGCUUCCCCUUCGUUCCAGUGGAUUGGGUCUUUCGCUUCUUCCCCUACUUCUCCCGUGACAAAGUGCGUUUCAUGCUGCGCUACGUUCAGAUUUCCUUCUUCUCGGGCCUGGGGUACUUCUACCUGUGGUGCCACACACCUUACGGCUGCGACAACUACGACCACUUCGCUGAGAGCCCGCUCUACUUGUUCGUGAAGUCGCGCCUGGAGAAAAGUGGCCAGCUGGAAGAGAACCUGCGGGUGAAGGUCCACCACUUCUAUCCAGUCCAGGCGGAAGCAGCUGAUGGCGACGGCGAUAACUUCGCAGCCGGCCUGAGCUUGGAGUUCCAAGAGGAGGGCGCGCGGCUGGUGGUCCGGGCCAGCCAUGGCCUGAAGCGCAGCGCCGGCGCCGAGGUGGUGGCGGCCUUGCUGAAAGGGGAUCGCCGGAUCCGGGCCCUGGACCUCCGGCACUCCCAGCUCAACGACAACGGCUUGGCGCAGCUGUCGCUGGUGGUUCGCCAGACGGACCAGCUCGAGGAGCUGCACUGCCAUCCCGUGGGCCACACGGGGCUCCAGUUCCUUCUCGGCCUGGUUCGGCGCUCUUCCCGGCUCCGAGUCCUCAGCGUGGAGGUCUGCGAUUGCCCGACGCUUUUCGUCGGCCGGCAGACCCUUGCACCAGCAGACUUCGACACGUCCGACUACACUGCACCGAAGGUGGAGGUGGAGGAGGAGGACGUUGAAGACCCCGAGGAAGUCGAAGCCAAAGCCGCUGCGCAGGUGGAGAAGCUGCGGCAGCUCUUUGCAGAGAACGACUACGAUUCAGGGGACGAGACAGCGCCCCAGCAGGAGGAGCAGAGUGGCGCCAGUGGGGUGCUGAGGAAGCUACUCCAGGAGCUGACCGCCGCCGUGAGGGAGAGGCCCAGCUUGAGCUCUGUGGACUGCUUCGGUGAGAUGGUGCCCUGGGACGUGAAGCUGGACAUCACCAGAGCUGCAGAGGAGCACCAGGCCCAGAAGCAGAAACGACUCGCCGAGAGCCAGGAGGCAGGCUCGCGCACGGCUUCCGACGUCAUGAAGGACCAGAUGGCGGAGAUCACUUCCAUCCUCCAACACGUGCAGGAGAGUGGCAUCGAGGGCGUGUUGCCUGGAGAGGAGGCCUCGCAGAAGCCGAGCUUCCUUGGAAUCCGCUCCUACAUCGCACGGCGGCUCCACUCGGCGCUGGGCGAGGCACUCUUCGAGUGCCAGCGGUUCAAGUCCAAGGAGAACCAGGCUCUGAAGACGCCGCAGGGCGAGAUGGCCUUCCUGGCCAUGUACCUGCGGAAGAUGGAGGCCGAGGCCCAGGAGGCCCAGGAGGGCGCCGGCAUCCAGAAAGAGGGCCAGAGGGCUCCUCCGGGCUCCGAGGGACUGAUGGGACUGCAGACAGGUGCGAAGCCGCCGUCCACCGUGGCGAACGGCCGGUAUCAGAUCGAGAAGAAGCUGGGUGCAGGUUGUUUUGGGGAGGUCUGGCAGGGCAGGGACAAACAAACCAACGAGAAGGUCGCGGUGAAGUUCGAGGACUCCUCGGGCCAUGCGCUGCAGUUGGAGCACGAGCAAGCUGUCUUGAAGCUCAUGGCUCAGCCACGUAGGCCUCAAGGCUUUGCAGAGCUCUUUUGGUGCGGACAGGAGCAACGCUUCAUGUGCCUGGUCAUGGAGAUGCUGGGCAAGUCCCUCGAGGACCGGCUGCAAGGCCUUGGAGGGCAAGGAAACCCUCCACGCUUCAACCCUCAGACCGCGGUCCUCGUGGCGGACCAAGUGCUGCGGCGCAUCGAGUACUUGCACUGCAAGGGCAUCGUCCAUCGGGACAUCAAGCCAGAGAACUUUAUGUUCGGAAUCAAGAGCAGGGUGCACCACCUUUAUCUGAUCGAUUUCGGUCUCAGCAAGAAGUACUUUGACCAGAAGCAUGUAGCGCUUCGGACGCAGCUCAGCCUCACAGGGACGGCCAGGUAUGCGUCCAUAAAUGCCCACAAGGGCGUCGAGCAGAGUAGGCGCGACGAUCUGGAGGCCAUCGGCCACAUGCUGAUGUACUUCCUCCGAGGAUCCCUCCCCUGGUCCGGCUUGGAUGCCAAGACCCAAGAGGAAAAGUACAGGAAGAUCCGUGAGAAGAAGGAGCAGACUCCACUUGACGAGCUGUGCGCAGGCUUCCCGCCAGCCUUCAAGAUCUACCUGCAAACAGCCCGCUCUUUGGAGUUCAAGGAGCGGCCCGAUUACGUCGCCUUACGGAAACUCUUUGCAGAUGUCCGUGCCGAGAUUGGGCCCCAGGAGGACCAUGCCUUCCAGUUUCUCGAAGGGCGAGAGUUAGGUACCCUCGAGCCUCUUGAGCAAGCGGAGUUGCGGCAGCCUGACGAUCAGGCUCCCACUGGUGGUUUCUCUUUUUGCUUCUGCGGCAGCAAGUCAGCGGUGCGGGAUUAG